AGAGUGAGUGCUGGGAAUCCGCCAUCAUUCUCCGCCUUCAACAAACGGGGAAAACCGAAACUCCGCCGAAACACUGCUCCAACUUAACCAGUUUUCGCUCAAACGGGCGCUUUUAGUCAAGUUUUAGUGGAUUGUGUGCUUUGGCUUUUGUUUUGCGGCUGGGAGGGAUUAUAACACGCGGAAAGUAAACUUUACCACAGUAUUUGUAAAAGUCUCAUCCCUCCAUUUUGAAUCUGACAGGAAUUUCAGCAAUUUGGAACAUGACGAGCAUUAACACUGCUAACAUCAACUUCAAAUGGGAUCCCAAGAGUUUGGAGAUUCGUACGCUUGCUGUGGAAAGACUGCUGGAGCCAUUGGUAACCCAGGUCACCACACUUGUGAACUCCAGCAACAAAGGUCCAUCUAACAAGAAGAAGGGACGCUCUAAGAAGGCUCAUGUAUUGGCAGCCUCAGUGGAGGAAGCCACCCAGAACUUCUUGGAGAAAGGGGAGAGGAUUGCUAAAGAGAGCCAGUUCUUGAAGGAAGAGCUGAUCGCAGCGGUGGAGGAUGUUCGCAAGCAAGGAGAAUCCAUGAAGAUGGCCUCGGGAGAGUUUGCAGAGGAUCCUUGUUCUUCAGUGAAAAGAGGCAACAUGGUCCGUGCUGCACGUGCCCUUCUUUCUGCAGUCACUCAUCUGCUUGUUCUGGCAGACAUGGCUGAUGUUUACCAGCUUCUGCUUCAACUCAAACUGGUGGAGGAGAACCUGGUGAAGGUGCGUAAUGCUGGCACUGAGCAAGACCUGGGCAUCCAAUACAAGGCUCUGAAACCAGAGGUGGACAAACUGAACAUGAUGGCGGCCAAGAGGCAGCAGGAACUCAAGGACGUCCAACACAAAGACCAAAUGGCAGCAGCUCGCGGUGUCCUUCAGAGGAACGUUCCCAUGCUGUACACGGCUUCGCGUGCCUGCCUACAGCACCCAGACGUGGCUGCGUACAAGGCCAACCGGGAUCUGAUCUACAAGCAGCUGCAGCACGCCGUCUCUGGCAUAUCUAAUGCCGCUCAGGCUACCAGCAGCGAGGACUCCAGCUUCUCCCAGCCUGCAGGUGGAGGAGAGCUAGCCUACGCCCUCAACAACUUUGAUAAGCAGAUCAUCGUGGACCCGCUGAGUUUUAGCGAGGAGAGAUUUCGGCCUUCUCUUGAGGAACGUCUGGAAAGCAUCAUUAGUGGCGCCGCCCUCAUGGCCGAUUCCUCAUGCACACGUGACGACCGGCGUGAACGCAUCGUGGCUGAAUGCAACUCUGUGCGUCAGGCGCUGCAGGAUCUGCUCUCUGAGUACAUGGGAAAUGCUGGACGCAAGGAGAAGAGUGAUGCCCUCAACACGGCUAUUGACAGAAUGACUAAGAAGACCCGUGACCUCCGCAGACAGCUGCGGAAGGCUGUGAUGGACCACGUGUCGGACUCUUUUCUGGAGACCAAUGUUCCACUGCUGGUAUUGAUCGAAGCUGCCAAGAAUGGUAAUGAAAAGGAGGUGAAGGAAUAUGCCCAAGUUUUCCGUGAGCACGCCAACAAACUGAUUGAGGUUGCCAACCUUGCCUGCUCUAUCUCCAACAACGAAGAGGGAGUGAAGUUGGUGCGAAUGGCUGCUUCCCAGCUGGAAACACUGUGCCCUCAGGUGAUUAAUGCAGCUUUGGCCCUGGCUGCCAAACCUAACAGCAAGGUGGCUCAGGAUAACAUGGAUUUGUUUAAAGACCAGUGGGAAAAACAGGUGCGAGUGCUCACUGACGCUGUGGAUGACAUCACUUCCAUUGACGACUUCCUCUGCGUGUCUGAAAAUCACAUUCUGGAGGAUGUGAACAAGUGUGUCAUCGCUUUGCAAGAAAAGGAUGUGGAUGGGCUCGACCGCACUGCUGGAGCCAUUCGGGGCAGAGCUGCUCGUGUGGUCCAUGUGGUCAUAUCUGAGAUGGACAACUAUGAGCCUGGUGUAUACACGGAGAAGGUUCUGGAAGCCACCAAACUUCUUACUGAAACAGUGAUGCCACGUUUCACUGAGCAAGUAGAGGCAGCAGUGGAGGCUCUCAGUGCCAACAACGGGCAGCCAGUGGACGAGAACGAGUUCAUUGAUGCCUCACGUCUGGUGUAUGAUGGUGUGAGAGACAUCAGGAAGGCGGUGCUGAUGAUCAGGACCCCAGAGGAACUGGAUGACUCUGACUUUGAGACUGAAGACUUUGAUUCUCGCAGCAGGACCAGCGUUCAGACAGAAGAUGAUCAGCUCAUUGCCGGACAGAGCGCUCGGGCCAUCAUGGCUCAGCUACCCCAGGAGCAGAAGGCGAAGAUUGCGGAGCAGGUGGCCAGUUUCCAGGAGGAGAAGAGCAAGCUGGACGCAGAGGUGUCCAAGUGGGAUGACAGUGGAAAUGACAUCAUCGUCUUGGCCAAGCAGAUGUGCAUGAUCAUGAUGGAGAUGACGGACUUCACCAGAGGAAAAGGACCACUCAAAAACACCUCCGAUGUGAUUAGUGCUGCCAAGAAGAUUGCUGAAGCCGGAUCAAGAAUGGACAAGCUGGGCCGCGCUAUUGCAGAUCAAUGUCCAGAUUCAGCGUGCAAGCAGGAUCUGUUGGCGUAUCUGCAGCGCAUCGCCCUGUACUGUCACCAGCUCAACAUCUGCAGUAAAGUCAAAGCGGAGGUGCAGAAUCUGGGUGGAGAGCUCGUGGUGUCUGGGCUGGACAGCGCCAUGUCUCUGAUCCAGGCGGCCAAGAAUCUGAUGAAUUCUGUGGUGUCCACAGUAAAGGCCUCCUACGUGGCCUCCACCAAAUACCAGAAAUCUCAAGGUAUGCAAAACCUCAACAUGCCCGCCAUCUCCUGGAAGAUGAAAGCUCCUGAGAAGAAGCCGCUGGUCAAACGCGAGAAGCAGGACGACGGUCAGACCAAUAAAGUCAAGAGGUCCUCUCAAAAGAAGCACAUCAACCCCGUGCAGGCCCUGAGCGAGUUCAAAGCUAUGGAUAGUAUUUAAGCAGCAUUUCAGUAGAUUGAGAGUUAGAGAAUACACAUUUAAACGCAUUCCUGUUCCUUAGUCACCAAUCUGCCUUUCUUUCCAUAACUAAACUCUUAGGUCUAUAUAUAGUGAAUUGGUAACACUUUAAAAUAGUGGUGCAUUGGGUAAUGUGUUUACUAUUAGUACUACAUUUAUUACGGUAUUAAUUCAGUAAAUAACAGUAGUACAUGUUAACUCGCUGUGCAUUAGCUAAUGUUAAGUUGGAUUUUAAUAAUGCAUAAUGUUAAAGUAUGAUUAAUAAAUGCUCUGCAAGAUCAGUCAUGCUUAAAGUUAGUAAAUACAUUAACUAAUAGACCAUUAUUCUAAAGUGUAACCUGUGAAUGUUAUAUUUUUACACACAAAUGCAUUGAUUAAUCCGCUCAAUCUUUACUCAAGGACAGGUAUAUGGGGCACACAUAAGAAUUUCGGGCAUUCCCUCAGUUUAUAUGUACGUUUCCCCCUUUUCUAGAUGACAAUUGUGUAUUUUUUUAAGUGUAUUUUACGAGAAGACUUUUAUAUAUUUCACACUAAGGGCUUUGAUAUUGCCCCGUUGCUGUUUUGAUUUCUCCGUUCUUCAUGCCUAUGCAAACUCUCGCUGCAACAAUUCCUGUGUUUUUGGGAUGAAACUACAAAAGAGGAAAAUAAGGCUUUGAUGGUUUAUUCAGUUUCUCAACCAAAGUCUUUGUAUUUUUUUUUUUUUUUUUUUGCUGUGCCUAAUAAACUUUUGAUAACUUUA
This is a messenger RNA of Danio aesculapii, 3741 nucleotides long. RefSeq names its product catenin (cadherin-associated protein), alpha 1 (gene ctnna1). NCBI's taxonomy places the organism in Eukaryota, Metazoa, Chordata, Actinopteri, Cypriniformes, Danionidae. Gene Ontology annotation, biological process: cell-cell adhesion; cell migration. Gene Ontology annotation, molecular function: beta-catenin binding; cadherin binding; structural molecule activity. The coding region runs from base 261 to 2984 and encodes 907 amino acids. The transcript is spliced from 18 exons. The record is from RefSeq and is a predicted model, not a curated record. Gene Ontology annotation, cellular component: catenin complex; adherens junction; actin cytoskeleton.